AGAUGUUAAAUUGUAUUUAUUUGAGAAAAGUCAUGGUGAACAUGGUGCAGAUACAUGAUGUUGUGAGAUACAGACUGCACCGAAUGAAGAAGAAGUUAAAAGAUGAAUUGGAUAAUAGGAACACCGUUCAGGAGUACAUAUGCCCUGAUUGUGGGAGAAGAUAUAAUGCUUUGGAUGCACUACGACUGAUUUCCCCAAAUGAUGAAUAUUUUCAUUGUGAAAAAUGCGACAGUGAACUUGUUGCUGAAAGUGACAAGUUAGCUGCUGAAGAAAUGGGAGAUGGAGAUGACAAUGCACGGAGGAGGAGGCGUGAAAAAUUGAAGGAUAUGCUUCAAAAAAUGGAGGUACAGUUAAAGCCAUUGAUGGAACAACUUGCCAGAGUGAAGGAUUUAGCUGUGCCUGAAUUUGGCGGUCUCCAAGCUUGGGAAGCUAGAGCUAGUGCUGCUGCCCGUGCAAAUGGUGAUGCUGCUGCUAAUGAUUCUUCUAAAGCUUCUCAGGGGCAAGGAUAUGGUGGAACGCCAAUGCCGUUUCUUGGAGAGACAAGGGUUGAAGUUGCACUCUCUGGUGCUGAAGUCAAGGAAGAGGAUACCAAAGCUGAUGCUGGAACUAAUUCUAUGAAAGUUGUGCCUCCUUGGAUGAUCAAGCAAGGCAUGAAUCUUACAAAAGAGCAGCGUGGAGAAGUCAAGCAAGAUUCGAAAAUUGGCACUAGUUCAGCACCCAUGUCUGAUGACAAGAAGUCCAAAGUUAAUGGAAAAGAGGAAAAAGAGGAUGAAAAGAUAAUACAGGAUGAGUAUGUUAAAGCUUAUUAUGCCGCUUUUCUAAAGCGGCAACAAGAACAAGAAGAAGCUGCCAAGAGGCAAGAACUGGAAAACAAAAGUAAUGCCUCUAAUGAUGUCAUUGAUAUACCUAAUGAUCGUCAAGUUGGCCUGAAAUCAAAACGUGAUGUGUAUGAGAGGGAAGAUGGUGUUGAAUGGGAAGAGGCUUCAACUGCAGGCAACGCCAAUGAAACUAACAUACUUAACGACUUAAAUGUUCAAGCUGAAGCAUCUGGAGAUGAUGAGGAUGAGAUAGACUGGGAGGAAGGGUGAUGGCAAUAUUUUAUGGCCUUACAUGAGGUUGGCCCUGAAGAAAUCUGUUGGAGAGGGCAUGUCUUCCCUCAGCAUGUGGUUCAAAUAUCUAUAUUUUGGUGCAUCAACUUUAACACUCAAAAAAUUUAUGCUGUGGCGUGUUUGGUUUGCAAUAUAUUCUCUCCCAGUGCGCAGCUGGUGUAGCAUAGAACAUUUGGGAACCAAAACAGGCAAUACAUCUUUGAAUGGUGUUGGUUUGUCUUUUGCUUGUAUUGAGUAGUUGCUUCUAUUGCUGUUAGGGAAAUAUUCUGAAAGCAUCUCCAUUACAAAAUAAUUCUAGUGCAGAAACAAUAAGAAGAGUCAUUUAGCCAAGUGCUCUUGUAAUGAAAUUUUCCUUUAAUUGGUGACAUGGGCCAUCCCAUCCUUGUUCUC
Messenger RNA from Macadamia integrifolia, 1499 nucleotides. Its product is annotated as transcription initiation factor IIE subunit alpha-like. Gene Ontology annotation, biological process: transcription open complex formation at RNA polymerase II promoter; transcription initiation at RNA polymerase II promoter. Gene Ontology annotation, cellular component: transcription factor TFIIE complex. The record is from RefSeq and is a predicted model, not a curated record. The transcript is spliced from 6 exons. NCBI's taxonomy places the organism in Eukaryota, Viridiplantae, Streptophyta, Magnoliopsida, Proteales, Proteaceae. The coding region runs from base 3 to 1088 and encodes 361 amino acids.